UCUCUCAGUCCCUUCCUGCUGCAUCACAACAGCCGUUAGUAGCUCGAGUAGCACUAGUGACCGGGGGGGACAGGAUAUCCACAGCUAAUUUAUUGAUAAAACAACUCUACUGACGUUGCAACACUCAACAACAUCCUGACACGGGGGUAAACGACAGGAACUGGUUGCAGUGCGAUAACCCCGCUCCAGCUGUUGGGAUAUGGCCAGGCCGGAACAGGUUCUGCUCUUGGAGCCUCAGCACGAACUGAAAUUCCGAGGUCCAUUCUCAGACGUGGUCACCACAAAUCUCAAGCUCUCCAACCCUACAGACAGGAAUGUGUGUUUCAAGGUGAAGACGACAGCGCCGCGCCGGUACUGUGUGCGGCCAAACAGUGGAAUCAUCGAUGCAGGCACCUCAAUCAACGUCUCAGUUAUGCUGCAACCUUUUGACUACGACCCCAACGAGAAGAGCAAACACAAGUUCAUGGUGCAGUCCCUGCUAGCACCUCCUGACAUGACCGACAUGGAGGGAGUGUGGAAGGAGGCAAAGCCAGAAGAGCUGAUGGACUCUAAGCUGAGGUGUGUUUUUGAAAUGCCAGCGGAGAACGAAAAAACGCAUGACAUGGAGUCCAACAAGAUGAUGUCGUCCAGCUUGCUGAAGUCCGAGUCCUCCGCGCUGCCUCUGAAGUCGAUGAGCUCCACCCUUGAUGAUGGAGAGGUAAAGAAGAUCAUGGAGGAGUGUAAGAGGCUGCAGAUGGAGGCUCAGAGGCUACGGGAAGAAAACAAACAGAUCAGGGAGGACGAUGGUCUGCGGAUGAGGAAGAGUAACAUGAUGUCAUCUCAGCACUCCUCAGUUGGCAUGAAGAAAGAGGAAGGGUUGAGCGCCCGCAUGAUGGCCCUCAUUUUGCUCUUCUUUGUGGUGGGCCUCAUCAUGGGCAAGUUGGUCUUGUAGAUGGCAGCGCAGUUCGGUCGGCCGCAGCAUGCUUUCGGGGGAUGAAAACAAACAUGGGAUGUAGGAUUUUGCAUCAGAAAGGCCAUAUCCACUGGGUGGGGGGUGGUACUAGUUUUGAUUCAGUCUUAUUUAUGUAAAAAAUUUCAAAAGUAAUGUAUGAGGGGGGGAAAAAAAGAAGAAACAACAAUUCAUCAUCUUAUGAACAAACCUACUGUUACAGGUCUUGCCUCUACGUAAUCAUCACAUAAUCAUUCUGGCCCUCUUCCCAAAGUUUCAUGUAUACAGAUGACUGGUUCUGUGGGCGGGGGGACAUGGAAACGUGAUUUAAUGCUGAUGUUUCAGACCAGUGGAUUUUCUAACACCGGUGAGGUAGUGUUGGUGCGAUUGAGUCAGUUUGCAAUUGUGUGAAUGUCAUUUUAGUGUAUUGUUGUUUCUUUUUCUAAAUGACGGAGGCCAGAGCCUGUGUACAUGUAUAGGUAACCCCCCUCCACUGUACCAUAUAUCCAGGUGUUCCUUCCAGCUAAACCCCCUUUAAGAAAGGGAUUUACACAGAGGCGAUCAGUCGGGGUUAUACACAGGGCUAUCAAACUGACUCCUCCAAUCAGAGGCUUUGUCAAAUCGGCUUGUCUUUGAUUGUUGAGCAACCUUGAUCAGUAAACACUAUACCAUAGGUAUUUUUGUUCCUCGUGUCACUUUUAUUUUCACUCUACUCUAUUCCCGUCACCUGCCACUCAGUGCUCACCACAUCCCCAGUUGUCAGAGGGGGAUGUUUGAUUGCAUGCGUUCACACAGUGUUUUGCAUCUGGACUUCUGAAUCUAAUUUAAUUGCUUUUAUAAUGGUGAAAAUAAUAAUGUCAUUUGGCUGUAGGUUUGCAGAACUACAUUUUCAGAUUUUUUUUUUCUUUCUCUCUUUUGUGUUAUGUUGCACUUUUUAUGAUUUCAAGUAAUUUUUUGUUUUAAAGGUUGAAGCAUUUAAGAAUAUUGCUACCCAAAAUGAGCUCCAGAUUUAUAGGAUUAGAUCGUUUCUGUAAAUGUUCUCCAGAUGAAAGCCUUGCUUUGUAACGUGUUUGUGCAAGUUGUUCUCAGGCCAAGAUGGAGGUACAUACACAGUACAUUAAAACACACAUACACAUAUUUAUUUAUAUAUGUACUGUGCAAGUGUAUCUGGAAUAAUUGAUGCUGUUUUGAAAGCAAAGGGUGGUCACACCAAAUAUUGAUUUGAUUUAGAUUUUUCUUCUGUUCACUCACUUUGUAUUUUGUUAAUCUAUUAACACUUUAAUUUUUAAAAGCAUUUCCACACCUACCUAAAACUUUGGCACAGUACUGUGUGUAUAAAUAUAUGUAUGUAUGUAUACACACAUAGAAAGCAUACAUAUAGUGAGAAACCACAAAUGGACAGAAGGUGCGAGUAGAGGCAAAUGGUUAUGUGUUUCCUUGACAACAUCAACAACACCAAGGUCCUGUCACAGUGUCCUAAAAAAGGGACCUUGGUCUUUUCCAGCGCUUUUUUGUUUCUCAUACUUUCCUACUGAGCCAUACAUUUGUUGACUUUCUGUUUUGUUUGGGGCAAAUGUAUGUCAGAGAUUAGCUGAGUGUUUUAAGCUGCCUGCUCAAGCUCUGCACUGCUGGUGAGUUUGCGGUUUCCUUCACUCGACUGCAGGCCUGUGUUCAUUUUUUGGUGUUUGUUCAGCAUUUAUCCGUUGCAUAUUAAUGUUAUAUCCUCACUGCAUUUGAAGUUGUGUUAAUUUUUAAAUGCACUGAGAUUAAGAGUGUCUCUCCUUUGAUCUUCCUGCAGUUUACAACAUUUUUUUUUCUCAAGUGAGAGGGGGGGAAGAGCUUAUAGCCUUGAAGGGACCACAUGAUGACAAUGUACUGUUCCAGAGGCAAUGUUUUUUUUUUUAAACAAACAAAAAAACAUACUUUCAAAUCGUUUCAUCUCCAAAUUUGCAUGAGGAAAAAAAUCAUUGCAGUGUCAUUCUACUUUGCAAUAUUUGACGGGAAAAAAAAGUUGGUCAUAUUUAUGUGCCACUUUAUCCACAUGAGAUGAGAAAACAGGAGUCUAUUUCCCUUUUGUUAAGCUGAAAGGGAAAAAAAGGACAAAACACAACCAUUUUUUCAUGUUAAUUGGAGUGGUAGAUGAUGGAUCAGACUCGUGGGGAAAAUAUUAAACUAAACAUGAUUGUGUGUUUCUACUGUAUCUCUGUAAAGUUGUUGGGUUGAGGAUGACUUGCUGCUUAAAGGGAGGGCAGAGCAUUCCCAUUCACAGUCCCAGUGUGGGUUAUCAGACCUGGGUCACAUAGUAAAACACACUACGCUGACCUGUUCUGGAGUUUCUGACCAUCACCGUGAUCAAUGUAAACAGUCGGCAAACUGUUUUGUAUGUAUAUAAAUAAAUAAAUAAAUAAGUCUAUCUGAGAAGAAGAUUAAUAUUCCUAGUCAAGUAGUCUCUCUGGUGUAUAAAAACAACCCAACCUGGUUGGACUAUGUAGCAUCUUAAUAAAUUAAAUGAAUAAAGCCCCUA
Molecule: messenger RNA, 3452 nt
Organism: Micropterus salmoides (largemouth bass)
Lineage: Eukaryota; Metazoa; Chordata; Actinopteri; Centrarchiformes; Centrarchidae
Product: vesicle-associated membrane protein-associated protein B/C-like
Exons: 6
Coding region: 200-931 (243 amino acids)
Biological process (GO): endoplasmic reticulum membrane organization
Cellular component (GO): plasma membrane; endoplasmic reticulum membrane
Molecular function (GO): FFAT motif binding
Source: RefSeq, a predicted model, not a curated record